AGUCGCAUGCCUCAGUUCCCAGUCGACAGUGUGACGCGCGUGCCUGUUCACCACUCAAACUUUGCCUACAAUCAAUGAUAACCGUCAAGUGCUACGUUACUCAUCAAUCGAACAUAACCUAUUUCAAGUAUGAAUAAUUAAUAAUCAUGUCAAUGAAGAACUUCACUAAUUUAAUCAACCCUUUGUGAAAAGUAAUCAACCCUUUAAUGAACGCUGAUAACAAACGUUUUAGUGAGAAUUUUGUUGAUAAGGAGUCAUCAUAUUGUAGAGACGAUGAUUAUUGUCUCAAGUACUUGUUUCAUGUUGGACAACGUUGACUAUGUUUGAAAUAUUGUGCUAACACUAUAAGUCAAGCGUAAACUAUAUAUUACAAAAGUGAUGUUGUACUUAUUACAUAACUAAUUAUCCUCACUCUGAAAUCUUCCAACAUACGUGGUAUUUGACAUGAGAUGUGCAACGACCAAUAUAGAUGUACUGAUAUUGUAAAAAAAUCUAUUGUAAUUUUUAAUGAAAUUUAGUUCCAGUGUUGGUGCUUACUUACACUUCAUACAGGAGAAUUUCAAUGGAGUGAUAAUAAACGUGAUAAAGAACAGAGUUCAUCCACUUCGAGAUCUAUGUUGCAUUGUUCAAUAAAACCCUACAUUAAUGGAAAAUCAUAAUUCAAUAAAUGAUCCCAUAUGGGUUUUUGUAGAUCAGAUCACUUGCAAUCACUGAAAAUUGUAAUGAAACACUAUAUUCAUUAGAGUAAGUUUCAAUUAGAAAUUUUAAUUCCAGUUACAACCAAAAACUGGAAUAUUGAACAAGAAAGUAGUUGAAAAUUGAUCAUAGAUUUUCUCUAGUGUAGUGAGUGACAGCUUAUUCACAGAGAAUAAUGAGUACAUAGAGUAGAAAUGAUAAUAUCGAAUAGAGAAUUCUGUCCAAAUCAUUGCUAAAUUCCAACGUUGUAUUGGAACUCAACUCAUUCAUCUUUUGAAAAUGAUAGACUAUUUUUGAAUCUGUUUACCUGGUGUUUAUUCAUUGCCGAAUGAGAUUUUAGAGGACUUCACAUGUAGUGUCAGUGAUUAACCGAUGAAAAUGAUGACAAUGAACUUAGGCAUGUACAACGGGGGCAAUGGAAGUAUUUACGGGACGGGGAGUGACCCCUACUGCAUGGCCCGUUAUGAAGACACCCAUCAUCUCCAUCAAAGUGCACAGAACUCUUUUCCGAACUCGUUCGAGGAACAUAGCUCAUCAAAUGAUCAUUACAGGGUGUCUCCGGGAAAGAACAACCAGUUGUAUUAUUCGAUCCCUGAAGGUAGCAGUGGGUAUACUGGUGCAGAUUUCCAGGAUUACUCCAUGUUGGCCACAGGGGUAACGUCGAACUCAUCAUGUGAGAGAAAAGAUCUCCAAGAUGCUGGAGAUGGUUUCUACAACACACAGUUACCAACAGCUCAGGUUCCAGAGCCUGUCAACAUCAUCACCUCCAAUGGUUUGAGCUACACGAACCUGGACUACUCCAAUUACCCCAAGUCAGAACCUGACCAUCACGGUCACAGCUACCUCCCAGACUGCACACAUCAUCACUACCCUCACCACCACCACUCCACCAAACAUGAGCGACCUCCUUCCAACCAGGACCUGCAUACUGCCUAUGCGGAAUACCCUGGACAUAUACCUGAGAUUGACACAGGACAGUACACUGCGUCAUUGCCCACUGCAGGCCAGGAAUAUCAUCAGGUGAAGGAGGAGGAGAGCAGGCUGCAUGGGGUGGGUCACCAUGCAGUGGUGGAUCAUUAUGACUUCGCUCACCAAAGAGGGCAUCCACACCAGCAGUCAAGCGCAGUCCCCACCUACAAAUGGAUGCAAGUCAAGAGAAACGUGCCAAAACCUGCAGUGCCGAAACAGAGUCCAACGCCGGAGUUCCAGCCAAACAGCUACGUUAGUGGGAGUCUGGUUGGUGGAGGGGCAAGCCCCCUGCUAGGGGCACACGCUGGGGGUCUCCUAGGUCCCAAUGCCCUGCUAAACAACAGCGGCAGGACCAAUUUCACCAACAAGCAGCUCACCGAAUUAGAAAAAGAGUUCCAUUUCAAUAAGUACUUGACAAGAGCGAGGAGGAUUGAAAUCGCUUCUGCGUUGCAGUUGAAUGAAACUCAGGUUAAAAUCUGGUUUCAAAAUAGGAGAAUGAAGCAGAAGAAACGCAUGAAAGAAGGCCUGGUGGCAGCUGAGAGCCUGACGGGGGUGAACAGCUCACAGGGCUGUGUACUGUCUGGUGCAAGCAGUACUAGCAACUCCCCCACCACAGCCAUGCUUCCUGACGAUGGACGAGACACGUGAAACUUAUUCUCCGCCGACACUUUUGUGAUCUGAAUCAAUCGACGAUCUCAUCCUAACUACCAACUUUUGAUCUCUUCCAGGAAGUGACUGAAGAUUUGAUAAUGAAAUGUGUAUUAUAACACUGGUGUGGGAGUGUUACAAGUAUACAUUUUCUUGGAAUAAAGCAUUAUUAUUGUUUCAUUUGACUGAUGUUAUCUUUGGAGUUUGAGUGGUGUAUUUUUGGUUGAAAAUGAACACUGUAUGCAACAUAUCUCAAAUUUUAUCAUGAAAUUUAAUUUCAAAUUUCCAUGUAUUUCAAGGAGUUGUCCUGAGACACCUUAAAAUGAUAGAUUUCAAUUUUUUAUUUUGUGUUUUUAAUAGAGUUGAAAAAAUUCCCCUAUUAUCUUGGAAAAGUCUACUUAUUGUUUCAGAUUCAAUGGAGUUUAUUUGGAUUAUCCACCUUAAAAUGAUAGAUUUCAUUUUUUUAUUUUAAGUUUUUAAUAGAGGUGAAAAAUUCCCUUAUUAUCUUGGAAAAGUCUACUUAUUGUUUCAGAUUCAAUGUAAUUUAUUUGGAUUAUCCAAUCUUCUAAUAUUAACUGUAGGCUUUUCAAGAAAAUUAUUAUGUCUUUUCGAAAUCAUUUAUUUUUCGAAGGUAUUUAAGAAAUUAUUCUCCUGAUGAUUUGCAGCUUUAAAAAAUUUACUGGUUGAUUUCUCAUCUUCAAAUACAACUGUAGGCUAAUUCUGUUACUAGCAAAUAUCUUCGGCAGAAUGAGAAUUAAAGUUGUGAAAUUGCUCCAUAAUUUGAAUAGCUGAAGAUGUGCUGGUUUCAGCACGAAACUGCAGAUCUGUAUUAAUGUCUAAUAAAUAACGUGGAUGUGACAAGUAAAACUGUGUUUUCCAGGAAUGAAAAUUUAUUCUCAAAUAUCAUAGUUAGGAUCUCGAAAUAUAUUUUUUAACUGCUGCUCACCAAAAAUUACAUUCCAUCAUCUUGAUAUCAUGAAUUCACUUCUAUUACAUCUAGGAGAGAAGUGAUCCAUCGUUUUCAAUCAAUAAAAUAUAUAAUUGAUUUAGAUAUCAGCUCACUAUCAUGAUACAGUCAAAAUAGAGUUUGACUGAAAAAGCCAGAACUAUCACUACUUAUUUCUGAACUUAUUAUUUUAAAUGAAUACUGGAGUACAGAAGUCAAACUGAAUUUUUGUCUGCUAAUACAUUUUUAAGUAAAUGUUCCGCAAGACAUUCACCACGGAUUUGUUCCUAUAAGUUAUUGUGAAGAGGAUGAAUUAUAAUUUAUAGUUAUACGGUAACUAUUUUCACUAAUCUUGGUUGUAAAAAUGUGAACGAGAAUGGCUAUUCAAUAACAAUAUGAUUGAAAUACAGUGAAAAUUAUUCUCACUUGUAUGUGUGUAAAUAAUGUUGUUUUCAAUAGGCUAUUUUCAAAUUGAUUGAUUGUCCGUCUACAUACUAAGUCAUUAAUAUAACAUUAUAAUCUGUGUAAUUUACUACUAUAAGGAAGUGUUAAAUUCAAAUAAAAUGGAUACAUGUAUGUGUAAA
Molecule: messenger RNA, 3843 nt
Organism: Nilaparvata lugens (brown planthopper)
Lineage: Eukaryota; Metazoa; Arthropoda; Insecta; Hemiptera; Delphacidae
Product: homeobox protein Hox-B1b
Exons: 3
Coding region: 1069-2313 (414 amino acids)
Biological process (GO): regulation of transcription by RNA polymerase II
Cellular component (GO): nucleus
Molecular function (GO): RNA polymerase II cis-regulatory region sequence-specific DNA binding; DNA-binding transcription factor activity, RNA polymerase II-specific
Source: RefSeq, a predicted model, not a curated record